Myripristis murdjan (pinecone soldierfish) is the source of this 3028-nucleotide messenger RNA. It is a transcript of the gene fdft1, whose product is annotated as farnesyl-diphosphate farnesyltransferase 1. The record is from RefSeq and is a predicted model, not a curated record. Gene Ontology annotation, biological process: cholesterol biosynthetic process; farnesyl diphosphate metabolic process. Gene Ontology annotation, molecular function: squalene synthase [NAD(P)H] activity. The transcript has 7 exons. NCBI's taxonomy places the organism in Eukaryota, Metazoa, Chordata, Actinopteri, Holocentriformes, Holocentridae. The coding region runs from base 1 to 1380 and encodes 459 amino acids. Gene Ontology annotation, cellular component: endoplasmic reticulum membrane.
AUGGCCGGAGCUUGCUGCAAGUGUCCAGUGUCUCUGUCGGUGCUGAAGCGCUCCCUCUCGGUGACCCAGCGGGGCUCCGGGUCCGCUCCACGCUCCCUCCUGCAGGGCGGGAGGCUGGGGGAGCGGGGCCUGCAGGGCUGCUGGGCCGCCCGACCCUCCAGCGCCCUCAGACCCGCAGGCUCCUACCGACACCCUGCCUUUUUCUGCAUCUCUUGCCAGGAGUCCAUGAGUGAGAGCCUGCGGACGUGCUACCGGUACUUAAAUCAGACCAGCAGGAGCUUCGCAGCUGUCAUCCAAGCGCUAGACGGAGAGUUGAGACAUGCAGUUUGUAUCUUCUACCUGGUGCUGCGGGCACUGGACACAGUGGAGGAUGACAUGAGCAUCCCGCUGGAGAAGAAGGUACCCAUGCUGCAUGACUUCCACACCUACCUGUACCAGGCUGAGUGGUGCUUCACAGAGAGCCAGGAGAAAGACCGGCAGGUCCUGGAGGAUUUCCCCACGAUUUCCUUGGAGUUCAGAAACCUCGGUCAGGAAUACAGGGAUGUCAUCUCAGAUAUCUGCCAUCGUAUGGGAAUGGGGAUGGCAGAAUUCCUGGAGAAGAAAGUGGGAUCCAUGAAGGAGUGGGACCAGUACUGCCAUUAUGUGGCAGGGCUGGUGGGCAUUGGCCUGUCGCAGCUGUUCUCUGCGUCCCAGCUGGAGGACCCCGAGGUGGGCCGGGACACCGAGUUGGCCAACUCUAUGGGUCUGUUCCUGCAGAAGACCAACAUCAUCCGAGACUAUCUGGAGGACACACUGGAGGGACGUGCCUUCUGGCCACAAGAGGCAUGGAGUCAGUUUGCAAGUCGCCAGGAGGAUUUAGCCCAGCCAGAGGAGCUGGAAUCGGCUCUGUCCUGUCUCAACCUCCUAGUAACUGAUGCUCUGCGUCACGUCCCAGAUGUUAUUUCCUACUUGAGCCGCCUGCGCAACCAGAGCGUCUUCAAUUUCUGUGCCAUUCCACAGGUGAUGGCGAUAGCUACCCUGUCAGCGUGCUACAACAACCCCAUGGUGUUCCAGGGAGUUGUGAAGAUCAGAAAGGGACAGGCUGUCACACUCAUGAUGGAAGCCACCAACAUGAGAGCUGUGCAGAGCAUUAUCACUCAGUAUAGCCAGGAGAUUCUGCAGAAAGUCUCCCUCACAGAUCCAUCCCGGGAAAAGACCCUGCACAUCCUGGCACUCAUCAGAGAGAAGUCGUCCCUUUCGCAGUCCAGUGUCCCCUCCAGGAGCCACCACCUCUCCCCCAUGUACCUGUCUGCUGCCAUGCUGCUCGCAGCGCUCAGCUGGCAGUACCUCAGCACCACCGCAGCACAAGCACAGGGCACCGGUGACACGCAGGGACACUGAGCCCUGCUCUUCCCUUCCUCAUUCACUUGUCCCUGGGAACACUGACUGAGAAAGCCCCUCUGCCCUUCACCACUCUGGAGCUCUGGUUCUCUUCUGGCUGGGAAGAAGCUCAAUGUGGAGCACUUUGCCCCUGUUUUCAGCCCCCUUUUUGUUACAGCCUGUACUGGCCUACACUAUGGAGGGGCUCCUGGUUUCAGACUGGUGUUCCUUGUUUGUUUGGUAGUGAUUUGCAGUAGUCCAUCUUGCAUCUGGAUAUUUACACACAUUGUUGUGUGGUUAUAGUCAUCAGGAUAUGGCACAUUGCAGCAAUUCAGGGUGUUUUAUUGUUUGAUGCUGAUGUUGGUCUUGUGUUGUUUUUUUUCUUUCUAUUUUUUGGGUUUAUUUUUAAAGAUUAUGUCAGAAGAAAAACUUACCUCCGCACAUGCAGUUCUCAAUUCGGGUUUAAUGACUUUUCUCCUUCAUGGAUAUUUUUUUAAUGUAAGAUUUUUUUUCUUCUGACAUAGACAAUCAAGAGGCUGCUUUACCUCCAGCACCACAACAAACAAGGCUUUUUGGAGUGUGCAUGUUGCUCUUUCCCUCUUUUUUUACUAUUCAACCCAUAACAUUUACUGAUUGAAAUGAAUCAAGAUAUUCCAAAGUGUCUUCACUUUGUCAGGUAAAAUGUCCUUUGAAGCUACCAAAUUUCUAUUUUAUCUUUCUUUUUUAUGCAACUUCAUUGCAGUUCAAGACCCUGAACAUUUUGAGAUAUUGAGGAGUUUUCUUCUUUUCCUUCUUCCAUUUGUUGUAUGGUGUGUUGAUCCAUUUAAGAUGAGAAUAAGAGCAACAGUGCACUUUGUAGCAGUUUUAGUACCACCUACACAAUACAGGAUACCUGAUGUGGACCGGAUGUGUCAGCAAGUUUCUGUCUUUGUUUCUCUUUCAUCUCUUUCUACUUGGAAAGAUUAUAAAAAACAAAGAACAGUAGAAUUCUAAGUGUUUCAUUUGACUAAGGCUGGGUUGCACCAACAAGGAUUUAUUUUACCUCUUAAUCCCUAGGCCUCUGGCUCAGACCCCUGCUCCAAAAUGAAAUGCCCAAAAUGAACACAGUAUAUAUUUCCAAUUAGAAGACCUAUAUGAAUAAUCUUGAUAUCAUAAUAAACCACUGUGAGAUUUUUGCAUAGGUGUAAGCAUGACAUGCUCAAUCAGUUGCCUGAUGUUUGACUUGGGUUUCGUUCAGGUAGAAAUGGUUAUGCCAGGCUACUAGUUGAGCUUCCUCUGGUCAGAACAGAGGAUGUCACAUGACUAUGUUCCCAAAUGUUAAAUGCCCCGUGAGGCUAGUUUACCCCACCUGUGGGGGACUGUUUUAUCCGAACCAGUGUCAAACCAAGUGAACCUUGCUGGUGCGACGCUGUCUAGGACUGUAAAAUCAGUGUAAAGUAAGAAGAGAGAACAAGGACAUUGAACAUGUGGAAGUGUUCUAAUACAUUUGGCAAAAAAGCAAUGCAUAUUGAGACAGCUAGCAAAGUGUCCUUAAACACAGCUUUGGUGAGUAGAAAGGCUAGUGCAGAGGAACCUUGUACAGAGCCAAAGGAGAGCUACUAUAAACAUUGCUAUGUAAUGUGACGUUUUGAUUUGUAUAUAAUUAAGAAAUAAUAAAGAGGUGAAUGGA